Molecule: messenger RNA, 594 nt
Organism: Triticum turgidum subsp. durum (durum wheat)
Lineage: Eukaryota; Viridiplantae; Streptophyta; Magnoliopsida; Poales; Poaceae
Source: the annotation of a GenBank genome assembly
AUGGCCGUCCGGUGUCACGCUGCUGCUACCUUGGUCUCGUCCCGAGCGCACCUGUCCUCGUACCUCCCGCCCCUCCUCCCCUCCGCGCGACCCCGACCCAGGACGACCCGCAGCGGCGGCGGCAGCUACAGGCGGGCCGCCGUUCGCGCCAUGGGCGCCGCGCCGUCUUCGCCCUCGCCGUCCGGACAAGCCCCAGGGAAAGCGGAUAACGCGUCUCUGAGUGAUGAGGAGUUGAAGAAGCGCCUCACAAAAGAACAGUAUUACGUCACUCGGCAGAAGGGAACUGAGAGGGCAUUCACAGGGGAAUACUGGAACACUAAAACCCCAGGCAUCUACCAUUGCAUCUGCUGUGACACCCCUCUGUUUGAGUCAUCAACCAGGUUUGAUAGUGGUACUGGAUGGCCGUCCUAUUACCAGCCGGUUGGCGACAAUGUGAAAAGCAAGCUUGAUAUGUCGAUCUUCUUCAUGCCUCGGACCGAGUCCCUGUGUGCCGUCUGCGACGCUCACCUGGGGCAUGUUUUCGACGACGGGCCACCGCCGACUGGGAAGAGAUAUUGCAUCAACAGCGCGUCUCUGAAGUUUAAGCCCCAGUAG